Messenger RNA from Exophiala viscosa, 1886 nucleotides. Its product is annotated as putative sugar transporter. The record is from RefSeq and is a predicted model, not a curated record. Gene Ontology annotation, cellular component: membrane. Gene Ontology annotation, biological process: transmembrane transport; carbohydrate transport. Lineage: Eukaryota; Fungi; Ascomycota; Eurotiomycetes; Chaetothyriales; Herpotrichiellaceae. Gene Ontology annotation, molecular function: carbohydrate:proton symporter activity. Bases 210 to 1886 code for a protein of 558 amino acids. The transcript has 2 exons.
CUGGAGACUUGGGGAAACAUGUUGCCACGCGGCAUAAAGGUGGGGAGCCCGUGAGGCUACAGAUAAUGAAUAACGCUAUGGUAUAUCUAAAACCCCGGCCACUUGUCCUGCAUUGACUGAAGAUUGGUACCUUUAUUUCCUUCUCAUUGCAAUUGCAAACCACACACUUCUUCCUCCUUCAGGCAGCAUAGUAUGCCCCUUUCGCCAAGAUGAUCGGAUCAGCAGCAAAUCUACGCCCUUUCUUUGGGCUUCGAGGUUUGCGUCUCAAGCUGGCCAUGAUUAUGCUAGUUGUGGCUCCGAGCUUUCUUCUCUUCGGCUUCAACAAUGGAUCUACAGGUGGUGUCGGACAUCUCGAAUCCUUCGUCAAGGUCAUUUACCCCCUGCCAAAGGUCUUCCCGAGCAUCGACACAAUCAACACGACUGGCGCAGAGAAAAGCCACAAAGCAACCAUUUUAGGUAUGGAAGCCCCUGUCGUAAUGAGAAAACUUGCAGCUCAAUAUCGUUCAGGUGUUGUCACUGCUUGUUAUGAUUUGGGGGCCGUUGGUGGUGCAUUGUCCUGCAUUGCGUUUGGGGACAGGAUCGGCCGAUUACGAUCCAUCUUCGCAGGCCUUGUCCUCGCGGUCAUUGCGCUUGCGCUCGAAUCUUCUGCAUACUCUUUGGCUCAAUUCGUUGUGAGCAGACUCUUGAUUGGAGGAGCCAUAGGUAUCAUCAGCGCGUCAAUACCAAUCUGGCAGACCGAAUGCGCAACUACAAAGCACCGUGGAAUGUUCGUCAUCGUCGAAGGCAUCUUCAUCAGUGCGGGUAUUGCCAUGUCUGAGUGGAUCGCUUUUGGCUUUUCCGAGGCCUUCGACAACUCUGCACAAUGGCGCGUCACCAUUGUCUUUCCUGUCUGGCUGGCCUUUUUCGUUAUGCCAGUGCUCUUUUUCAUGCCCGAGUCGCCCAGAUGGCUUGCGCGGAAAGGCCGAUUUGAGGAAGCUCGCAGCAUCAUUGCCGCCGUUAUGGACAAGGACAACGAUUCCCACGAGGUCAACGCCGAGAUGAACCACAUUGAGUACACUUUGGAAAGCACUCGAGGAGACAUGAGCUUGCUUUUCAAGAAUACAAAGGAAAGGUAUCUGCAUCGGGCUAUAAUUGCGGCAUGGGCUCAAGCCAUGACGCAACUUUGUGGCUGUUCUGCAUUGAUCUUCUACACGGGAACAACAUUUGCAGAUCUUGGUUAUACCGGGAAAGCCGGCAGCUUUCUCAGCUGCGGUUUUACGUCGACUUUCACGGUAGCAGCAUUCAUUCCCCUAUGGACCGUGGAUCGUUUCGGGCGACGAAGACUCUUUAUGUUGUCGCUGUCAGGGUUGGCGAUUGCCAUGGCCGUGAUGGCCGGCACCAGCAACGAGCCGCGGCUCGCUAAGGUCACUGUCGCCUUCAUGUUCAUAUAUGCCUUCUUCUACCCUCUCGGUUUCCUCGGACUGCCUUUCCUCUACGCUGGAGAAAUCUCUGGCUUGAAGAUGAGAAUGCCUAUAUCGGCUAUUGCGGUAUCUGCGCAGUGGCUCAGCCAGUUCGUUGUCGGCCAAGUAACGCCAGCAGGAACGGCUAACUUGAGCAAUCGAUAUUGGAUCAUCUAUGCGGUCCUCAACGCAGCCUUUAUCCCUUCAGUCUAUCUCUUCUUCCCGGAGACGAACGAUCGGUCUCUGGAGGAGAUGGAUCGGAUCUUCGAUCAAUCGUCAAUAUUCAACGUGGUCAGGCAUGCGAAGGAACUUCCGAGAGAAAGUCAAGUCGAUUCGGCCACGAUUGAGGAGAAAUACAAGCAUCACGUUGAGUACGCGUCACCACACGAUCCCACCCCUGACAACAUCCGUGGACAGGUGGUGGCUGAGCAUGUCGACGCAAAGUAA